Molecule: messenger RNA, 1589 nt
Organism: Electrophorus electricus (electric eel)
Lineage: Eukaryota; Metazoa; Chordata; Actinopteri; Gymnotiformes; Gymnotidae
Gene: eeig2a
Product: EEIG family member 2a
Source: RefSeq, a predicted model, not a curated record
UUCAACGGUUGUAGCUCGUGGCAGUCUGUGCGGCUCGCGGACGAAGCGCUACCCUCCGUCGAGUUUUACCACAGAAUAGUUUUAGCACAGAAUAGCUCCAUGUCCUUCAGGAUGAUGAAGAAAAAGAAGUUUAAAUUUAAAGUAGGUUUCGAGUUGGAAGAAUUGUCAUCUGUACCGUUUGUCAAUGGUGUUUUGUUUUGUAAAGUAAGGUUAACUGAUGGAGGUUUCUCAGAGGAGUCGUCAAGAGAGCCAGUUCUAGCUAACUGUGUGCGUUGGAGCAAGAGGUUCUCCUUCCUGUGCAAGAUGAGUGCAAGUGCAGGAACUGGCAUUCUAGAUCCAUGCGUGUGCAGAGUAUCUGUGAGGAAGGAACUUAAAGGUGGCAAGACGUUUGCAAAGAUUGGCUUUGUGGAUCUGAAUCUGGCUGAAUUUGCUGGUUCAGGAAGCGUCACUCGGCGCUGUUUACUGGAGGGUUACAACACCAAACGCACACGCCAGGACAACUCCAUACUGACGCAGGUGAUCAUAUGUAUGCAGCUGAUGUCAGGUGAUCCCUGCUUCAAAACGCCUCCUUCCACAACGAUGACUGUUGGUUUCCCUGGAGACGCAGAGAGUCUUCAUGAGGACAGGAGAGGUGGAGACACACCAAAAACAGCAAAUGAGAACGAAGGGAAGAGCCAUGCUGGCUGUGUUCUUGAAGAUUUUGGAGGAUGUGGUCACUCGAGAACCGCUAGCUAUGCCAGCCAGCAGUCCAAGCUAUCGGGCUACAGCACAAGUCAUUCAUGCUCCUCUAGCCUGACGGAGCUCUCCCAUAGGAGGAAUAUUUCAGUGGGCAGUGCCUCCAUAGGAGUAGGCAGCCUACCAGAGGACAGAGAGUCUCUUUCUUCUGCUUACUGUGCAGCCAGUGACCCCCAUCACCUCAGCUCCACCACAGACAGAGCCAACAGGCACCUUACUAAACAGGAUUCAGUGUUGGCUCAGUUGAAAAGGAUGGACGAUACCAGAGUUGAUGCGGAUGACAUUGUAGAGAAAAUCUUGGAGAGCCAGGAUUUCAGCCACAGUAUGCUUGACUGUAGCGCUGAGGAGGAAGGUUUGCGGCUCUUCGUUGGCCCUGACGGUAGCACAACUCUGGGCACACAGCACACAAGGGUUGGUGCUGGCACCUUCGAGCAGGUGGUUAUUAAGCGCUAGACUCUGAGCUCACCCCAGAUGCUGUAAUAAUCCUGUUUUGACAGAAAGUGAUGGACAAGGUACCACCAGUUGUCUUCCCUCUCUAGCAGAGACCAAUGUCAACUCUGCAGCACCACUAUGCUGCUGUAAUAAGAGCAAACAGUAUUCUGCUCCCUCUGGUGGUUAAAUAGGAACAGUACAUUGAUUUUGAUCUUCUGCCUGCAAGUUAAAAUGGUGCCUCUCAUUACAGCUGGUCUGUAAUGCACUUCAAAUUGAAAUAAUGUAAAACUGUUGCCAAAUUGUAUGGUUGAACGACAUUUUUGUACUGUUUACAUGGGCUCAUCAGAAAUGGAUGAGAAUUGCUGUAUUGUGCCAAACAUUUCCUCAAUGUUUUCUAUAAAACCUUUGUUCAAGCAAUUUCA